Molecule: messenger RNA, 2583 nt
Organism: Candidozyma haemuli
Lineage: Eukaryota; Fungi; Ascomycota; Pichiomycetes; Serinales; Metschnikowiaceae
Gene: MCM3
Product: MCM DNA helicase complex subunit
Exons: 1
Coding region: 1-2583 (860 amino acids)
Biological process (GO): DNA replication; double-strand break repair via break-induced replication; mitotic DNA replication initiation
Cellular component (GO): nucleus; MCM complex
Molecular function (GO): ATP hydrolysis activity; single-stranded DNA binding; single-stranded DNA helicase activity
Source: RefSeq, a predicted model, not a curated record
AUGGAUGAAACGAUCGACCAAUCCAUCGACGCCGUCUUCGGUGAUCGUGUUAGAAGGUUUCAAGAGUUCUUAGACCAGAACCCAGAAAAUGGUAUUAAUCGCAGAUCGGCCAUUAAAGACAUGCUCAUGAAGGGCAAGUUCAGAUUGUCUGUCCUGCUUGACGAAGUUCGUGAGUUUGAUGCUGAGUUCUGGAGAGGUCUUUUGGACUCUCCAGUGGACUACUUGCCAGCUUGUGAACGUGCUUUGAGAGACACGGUGUUGACGAUUUACGACCCUAACGAUAACAGGUACGACGAACUUGAAGACAACCAGCAGUUCUACGUUUCGUUCAAAGGUGCUUUUGGUGGAAACCAUGUUACUCCUCGUACCAUCUCGUCUGAUUACCUUUCCAAGAUGGUGUCUAUUGAAGGUAUUGUUACCAGAGCCUCUUUGGUCAGACCCAAGGUGAUCAGAUCUGUUCAUUAUUCUGAAAAGGGUGCUAGAUUCUAUGCAAAGACUUAUAAGGAUAGCACGACUUCUUUCGAUGCUAUUUCAACUCCUGCUGUGUAUCCUUUGGAAGAUCCAGAAGGAAAUAAGUUGACGCCAGAGUAUGGUUUUUCCACCUACAGAGAUCAUCAAAAGAUUUCUGUUCAAGAGAUGCCUGAAUCUGCCCCUGCUGGUCAGUUGCCCAGAUCUGUGGAUAUUGUUGUCGAUGACGACUUGGUUGACACUACUAAACCUGGUGACAGAGUGCAAAUUGUUGGUGUUUACAGAGCCUUGGGCGGUGCAUCCAACAACUCUUCCUCUUUCAAGACUGUGAUUUUAGCUAAUGCCGUUUACCCGCUCCAUGCUAGAUCCACUGGUGUUGCAGCUCACGAGAAACUUACUGACCAAGAUGUCAGAGAUAUCAACAAAAUGGCAAAGGAGAAGAACAUCUUUGAUAUCUUGUCCAACUCUCUUGCUCCUUCUAUCUACGGCCUCGACUAUAUCAAGAAAGCUGUGUUGCUUAUGAUGUUUGGAGGUAGCGAGAAGAACUUGAGUAAUGGUACACACUUGAGAGGAGACAUCAACAUUCUUAUGGUGGGUGACCCAUCGACAGCUAAAUCGCAAAUGUUGAGGUUUGUUCUUAACACAGCUUCAUUGGCUAUUGCCACAACUGGUAGAGGUUCUUCCGGUGUUGGUUUGACUGCUGCUGUUACGUCUGAUAAAGAAACAGGUGAAAGACGUUUGGAAGCAGGUGCCAUGGUCUUGGCUGAUAGAGGUGUUGUCUGUAUUGAUGAGUUCGACAAAAUGUCAGACACUGACCGUGUGGCUAUCCACGAAGUUAUGGAACAGCAAACCGUCACCAUCGCUAAAGCUGGUAUUCACACCACUCUUAAUGCUAGAUGUUCUGUUAUUGCCGCUGCAAACCCUGUCUUUGGUCAAUACGAUGUCCACAAAGAUCCACACAAGAACAUUGCUUUGCCUGACUCCCUUUUGUCUCGUUUCGAUUUGCUCUUCAUUGUUACUGAUGACGUGAACCAAGUGAAAGACAGAACUGUUUCCGAGCAUGUCUUGAGAAUGCACAGAUUCAUUUCCGCUGGUUUGGCUGAAGGUGAGCCAGUUAGAGAACGCAGUGUUGUCUCGUUGGCAGCAGGUGCCGAGCCUGUUGAUGAAAACUUGGACCAGCCAAUCUUUGAAAAGUUCAACUCCCUCCUACAUGCUGGUGUUGCUAGAAGCGGUGCCAGUGGUCAAACCCCAACACUUCUUUCUAUUCCUUUCUUGAAGAAGUACGUUCAGUACGCAAAGCAGAGAAUUAAGCCAAGAUUGACAGAGAGAGCCUCGCUGUACAUUGUUUCCGUCUACAAGGACUUGAGAAACAGUGAUACUGAUGUCCACAGAAGAACCGCUCCUGUGACUGCCAGAACAUUGGAAACUCUUAUUCGUCUUUCUACUGCUCACGCAAAGUUGCGUUUGUCGAAGUCCAUUGAUAUCAAGGAUGCCAAGGUUGCGGAAGAAUUACUUCGUUUCUCUCUUUUCAGAGAGUCCAACAAGAAGAAGCCUACCAAAAGAAGAAGAGCCGAACCAAGAUACGAUGAAAUGGAUGCAGACCUGGACGAGGAUGAGAUGGACAAUGAGCAAGAAUAUGCCGAGAGUGCUGUUCAGAAUGUGACCAGAGCUGCACCAGUAUCUGAAGCCACGACCCCAUCGUUAUCGCCAGAACCUCCUAUCAGGGAAUAUGACCCUCAACAGACAACCCCUGAACCAUCGCCACCUCUUCCUGCUGGUGUUGAAGAAAACCUCAGAAACAUGCAUCUCUCAAGGGGCCAGGCGCCACCAUUGUCAGAGACCUCGGCCAGUGCAGCUGGUCAAAAUGUUGCUGAGACCGAACGUAUUAGCAAUGAGAGAUAUUCCAAAUUCUUGGAAGUUAUGGCCCACCUUAUGGCUACGGACCUCUUUGAUGGGUCCGAAGCUACCUGCCCUGUGGAUACAGUCAUUGAAGAGAUCAAUGUUGGUUUGCAACAGGAAGAAGUGUUCAGUGUUCGUGAAAUCCACAAUGCGUUGGCAAGAAUGAACGACGAAAACAAGAUCGCACUUCUGGAGGGCAAGGUAUACAAGGUUUAA